ACAGACAAUUUUUGUACUCUGGCAAAUAUUGCGUUUUGUUUGUAGGUUAUGUUUUAGUCGUCAAUUGUCAAAAUUAAUGUUAAAUAGUUUUGUAAAAAUCUACUAUGAAGUGGUUAAACCUUUUCGUGAACUUUUCUUAGUGGACGUUAUCGACCCGCGAUUGUUAAGUAGAAUGUUUAAUUCUUACAUCACAAUGGUUGUAUAGACUCGAAUAUUGGUUGACAUUGAAUGUAAAGAUGUGAUUAGGAGCAACGAUCGCAACUUCUUUUCGCUUCAAUUAUCAUUUAAACAUUCUUUUGAUCGUAGAAUAUUCCAAAUCAGGAAUCCCUUACAUUUGGUUUUUACAAUUUCAUACUAUCAACCAAGAUGACAAGUAGUCAACAAUCUGUUUUGAAACUAUACAACACGGUAGUUGAUGAUGUGAUCGCUGGAGUGCGGGAUUGCUUUUUGGACGAUGGUGUGGACGAGCAAGUCCUACAAGAAUUAAAACAGUUAUGGAAGACGAAACUAACCUCAAGCGGGGCCAUGGACCCACCACAAGUUGAGAACUAUAUGCCUCCACCACCUCCUGUACUUCAGUCUUUCCAAAAAGCUAAUGGUAAUAAUAUAAUUCCUAAGAGAGCUGAUACACACAUGCCGCAACAGAGUUCAAGUCAACAGAACAGUGGAGUGGGCCAUGCUGCUUCAGCACCUACUGUACCUGGUGCACAUCCACCCCAUCAAGUAUUGGAUCCCAAUCACAAAGUGGCCGUGCAGCUGACACUGCCACCACAGGCGGGAGUGCCGGGAUCUCAGGCUCGCUCAUUUACAAUACAGAUCCCUGCUGCAGCUCUACAUGGCAACAAAUUACACCAAGUUUUGACUGGAAACAUCAUCAAUGCUACUGUUAAUUUACCACCACAAUUAGCUGCAACAUUGCUACAGCAACAUAUCACGUCUGCCCUGGCUGGGCAACAAAAUGAUUUUGAUGGUGGUGGAGGAGGCCGCAGCAAUGCCGCACCCUUUUCCUUAGAUGGUGCUAUGGAUUCCUCAGAUGAUGAAGGUUCAAAUGUAGGUGACGGCUCAGAAGAUGGCGGUGGAGAUGAUGAUGAGGAUGAGGAAUCUGCUGAGGAACGUGCGGAGGAGGAAGAAGAAGAAAGAGAUGAAAGUGGUGGGGCGGAAGAGGAGCCCCUAAACUCAGGAGAUGAUGUGUCAGAUGAAGAGCCGGGUGACAUGUUUGAUACUGAUAAUGUAGUUGUUUGCCAGUAUGAUAAGAUAACCCGCAGUCGUAACAGAUGGAAGUUCUAUCUCAAAGACGGUAUAAUGAAUUUAGGUGGAAAGGAUUUUGUUUUCCAAAAAGCCAAUGGUGAUGCAGAGUGGUGAAACUCUCAUUUCAGUUUUUCCAUUAGUGUUUUGUAUAACAAAGGUGUAUUUAUCUCUUGGAUGUUAUUGUUGUGAGGAUAUUGCAAAAAGACUUGUGAUUUUGUGUCACAAAUGUAAAAAUGACUGACUUUAACCUAGAAAAUUAUCUGUACACAAGAAUUUCACAACAUGUAUAGUAAUUAGAUUAA
Molecule: messenger RNA, 1550 nt
Organism: Papilio polytes (common Mormon)
Lineage: Eukaryota; Metazoa; Arthropoda; Insecta; Lepidoptera; Papilionidae
Gene: TfIIA-L
Product: transcription initiation factor IIA subunit 1
Exons: 1
Coding region: 367-1362 (331 amino acids)
Biological process (GO): transcription initiation at RNA polymerase II promoter; transcription by RNA polymerase II
Cellular component (GO): transcription factor TFIIA complex
Source: RefSeq, a predicted model, not a curated record